AUGACCAGUCGCUCCAUCUCGCCCUUCACCCAAAACCCCACCAUCGAUUUCGAUGGCCUGUCAUGGCCGAGCUCGGGGACAUUAGACCGGUUGAGGGAACGCGAGCAUCCCGAAGAAGCGGAAGCGAGGCUCAAGAAGCUUUCUGGUGCCGUUCGGACCAUUCUCGAAUGCAUUGGGGAGGACCCGGAUCGAGAGGGCCUGCAUGGCACUCCGGAGCGAUAUGCAAAGGCCAUGAUGUUCUUCACCAAGGGCUACGAGGAGAACCUGAGAGACAUUGUCAAUGGAGCUGUCUUCCAUGAGGAUCAUGAUGAGCUGGUUAUCGUCAAAGACAUUGAGGUGUACAGUCUCUGUGAGCAUCAUUUGGUGCCUUUUACUGGCAAGAUGCACAUCGGCUACAUUCCAUCUCGCCGCGUCAUUGGCCUAUCGAAACUCGCUCGCAUUGCGGAAAUGUUCAGUCGGCGACUGCAAGUGCAAGAACGGCUGACGAAGCAAGUGGCCCUUGCCCUCUCCGAAGUCCUGAAGCCGCAAGGAGUGGCCGUGGUGAUGGAGAGUUCCCACCUGUGCAUGGUGAUGCGCGGAGUGCAAAAGCCUGGCGCCAUGACUACAACCAGCUGCAUGCUCGGUGCGAUGAGGAAGCGAGGCAAGACCCGGGAGGAGUUCCUCAGCCUGCUCAAUAGAAAGUGA
Messenger RNA from Neohortaea acidophila, 684 nucleotides. RefSeq lists its product as uncharacterized. Gene Ontology annotation, biological process: tetrahydrofolate biosynthetic process; tetrahydrobiopterin biosynthetic process. The coding region runs from base 1 to 684 and encodes 227 amino acids. The record is from RefSeq and is a predicted model, not a curated record. Gene Ontology annotation, cellular component: cytoplasm. Lineage: Eukaryota; Fungi; Ascomycota; Dothideomycetes; Mycosphaerellales; Teratosphaeriaceae. The transcript has 2 exons. Gene Ontology annotation, molecular function: GTP binding; GTP cyclohydrolase I activity; zinc ion binding.